Messenger RNA from Cydia strobilella, 3920 nucleotides. Its product is annotated as long-chain fatty acid transport protein 4-like. The coding region runs from base 582 to 2537 and encodes 651 amino acids. The transcript is spliced from 12 exons. Gene Ontology annotation, cellular component: endoplasmic reticulum. Gene Ontology annotation, biological process: triglyceride homeostasis. Lineage: Eukaryota; Metazoa; Arthropoda; Insecta; Lepidoptera; Tortricidae. The record is from RefSeq and is a predicted model, not a curated record. Gene Ontology annotation, molecular function: long-chain fatty acid transmembrane transporter activity; long-chain fatty acid-CoA ligase activity.
AGUGUAAUAUCGAUAGCUUAUUAUACAGUAAACUAAUGUGGUAGUGUGCAGUGAAUGGAGAAUUAAUUUUGAAGCGCGUUUAACCACCAUCUUGGAGUCAACGGCCGGUAGUCCACGUGCUUCUUGUAAAGACUAGCUAUCGAUUUACAAGAGCUAACAAAUCACCGUACACUGUCUUGUACAACCGUACAAUUUUUGUCGUUUGUAAACCUCUCAAUACCUUGAUACUGGCGAAAUAGUCCCACUGGGCUGAAGCCAUAAUUUUAAAAGAAGAAGAAGAAGAAGAAGAAGAACUUCAAAAUUCAGCUGUAUUUUAACUAAUAACGCGACAAUUAUAGAAGUUGUUGCUGCAAUACCUGUUUCUCUCUGUUUUCACCUUAUAUACGCAGUAUUAAUGAGAACUUGCUGGAGUCAUUAUAAUCAAGUAGUACCUUGGGUUAAACGCCCAUCACUUUAAUGGUACUGAAGAGCGUCCACGAAUUCUGCGCUACGAUCUACUUAUCGGCCACUAAAGACAAGGUCCCGCUACAACCGUGGGUCGCCGCUCAGUAAGCCGCUACUCGUGGCGUAAGCAAGUCGCGAUGUUACUCGUCGUGGCCGCUGUAAUCGCGGCAUGUGCCGUUUGCCUCUUUUAUGGCUUUCUCUCCACUUUAACAUUAUCUGUUAGUUUAGUGUUAGUGUAUGUUGCUUUGUUCUACUGGAGAUGGUGCUACGUCGCCCUAAGGACUGCCCCGAGGGAUAUUGCAGCCCUAAUAUGCUACGUAAAAUUGCUAUGGCUGACGAGGCAGUUAGCAAAGAAAAACUGGACAAUUCCAGAUGCAUUCCAUGAAACUGUGGGACAUCAUCCAAACAAACCAUGCUUUCUACAUCAAGACGAAGUGUGGACUUUUAAGGAGGUGGAAGACUUCAGCUUGCGCGUGACAGCCGUGCUGAGAGCGCAAGGCGUAAAGAAGGGCGGCGUAGUUGGUGUCCUGAUGAGUAACUGCCCCCAACUGCCCAGCAUCUGGCUGGGGGCGGUCCGGCUCGGCGCCGUCUGCCCGCUCAUCAACACUAAUCAGCGUGGCAACGCGUUAAUACACUCCGUCAAUGUCGCUAAUUGCGAUGUAGUGAUAUUCUCGGAGGAAUAUCAAACCGCAAUUCAAGAGGUAGCAGGUAAAUUGAGUCCUUCACUGAAAUUAUUCAAGUUUGUUCACCGGCCCCUCAAUACCGCCAACCCAGAGGCCAAAUCGAGCGGCGACCAGAUACCUGACUUGACGUCUUUACUGGAGACCACGCCGCCUGCUCCGUGGUCCUUGGCUGAUGCUGAUGGCUUCCAUGGAAAACUUCUAUACAUCUACACAUCUGGAACCACUGGAUUGCCUAAGGCUGCCGUUAUUUCAAGCUCCAGAUUCGUAUUCAUGGCAGCGGGUCUCCAUUACCUGGGCGGUAUAACCCCGGACGACACAGUGUACUGCCCUCUGCCCCUGUACCACACCGCGGGAGGCGUCAUCAGCGUCGGCCAAGCGCUACUCUUCGGCUGCACGGUGGCUGUGAAGGCCAAGUUCUCUGCCUCGCAGUACUUCCCGGACUGCAUUAAAUAUAAAGCUACGGUGGCGCACUACAUUGGUGAGAUGUGCCGCUACGUGCUGGCGACGCCGCCCGCGCCGGCCGACAAACAGCACUCCGUUCGUACGAUUUUCGGCAACGGCAUGCGCCCUCAGAUAUGGAAUGACUUCGUGACAAGGUUCAAUAUCAAACACGUUGCUGAGUUUUAUGGAGCCACCGAAGGAAACGCCAAUAUUGUAAAUAUCGACAGCAAACCCGGGGCGAUUGGCUUCGUGUCCAGGAUUAUUCCGAAGGUGUACCCGAUCGCGAUCAUAAAGGUCGACCAGGAGACCGGCGAGCCCAUCCGGGACGCUAAUGGACUUUGUCAGUUAGCGCAGCCAGAGGAGCCGGGUGUGUUCAUCGGCAAGAUAUCGCCCAACAACCCCACGCGUGCCUUCCUGGGCUAUGUCGACAAGUCCGCCUCCGACAAGAAGAUCGUCAGAGACGUGUUCGCCAAGGGAGACUCUGCGUUCAUCUCCGGUGACAUCCUCGUGGCGGACGAGCUGGGCUACCUGUACUUCCGGGACCGCACGGGCGACACGUUCCGCUGGCGCGGCGAGAACGUCAGCACCACCGAGGUGGAGUCGGCCGUGUCGCGCGUCGCGGAUCAGAGGGACGCUGUGGUCUACGGAGUCGAGGUUCCGAACACGGAGGGGCGCGCGGGGAUGUGCGGCGUCGUCGACGGCGACGGGACCCUGGACCUGGCGCAGCUGGCCGCGGACCUCGCCAAGGACCUGCCCGUCUACGCCCGCCCCGUCUUCGUGCGGGUCAUGCCCAGCAUGGACAUGACAGGUACAUUUAAAAUGAAGAAAACUGACUUGCAAAAAGAAGGUUUCGAUCCUGCCCUAGUGAAGAAAGACAAACUUUACUACCUCGACUCGAAGUUGGGUCGAUACCUACCGCUAGGCUCGGAAGAGUAUGAAAAAAUUGUGAAAGGACAAAUAAGAAUAUGAUAAUUUUGUAGUAAAAGAUGGUUUUACGUGUCGUCUGGUUUAGACGUGAAGGUUCUUCGAUAGUUUUUAUAGCCUUUUUAGUGAGUGGCGUCCUUACUUUAUUUAUAGAAAAAGUUUACUGAAUGUUGAUUCUGAGCAAUUAACCGCACUGAGCUUAAAACUUAACCAUAGUAAAUAUAUGACUGGCUGUAUCUCAGUAAUAUACCUAUCCAAAUGCCACUUACCUUACCUGUCUUUAAUUAUUAUUUUAUAAUCAUAUAAAUAAAUCUUAGACACGCUUAUUACCAUAAUACCUUUAUAAUCAGGCUACUUGCAAAUGUUUGUCUUUACUCUGUGCAUUGCCCGUUUUAUUAAAGCAUUUAAAAAUAAUCAUCAUCAUGUCAGCCGAUAGACGUCCACUGCUGGACAUAGGCCUCCCCCAAGGCUCGCCACUCCGAGCGAUCCUGUGCUGCUCGCAUCCACCGGAUUCCCGCGACCUUCACCAGGUCGUCGCUCCAUCUCGUAAAAUAAUAUUACUAUGUAAUAAUAUUUUUGCUAUCACAUGCUUUUGAAUGUACUUUCUAGAUCUGUCUCGAUUAAGAUAGAUACCCGUUGUGAUAUCAGGACGAAUUACUCAAAUAUCUCAAAUCAGUUUUUGUUUCUGGUUCUCGAUAGAUAAGAGUUGAGGCGAAAAUUGCUAAUAUCGUAGGUUCGUGAAUAUCAACUACCUUAAUUAUUCUAAGGAAGUAAAAAUCAAAUAGGUACACGUCCUAUUCUUCAUUGUACGAGAAAACGCGUGUACACGACAGCAAUUUUUACAUCAACUUCUUAGUAGGUAGGUACUUAAGUAGAUCAAGUUAGUUUUAAUUGGUGUUUGGGAUGAAUUUUAUUAUUUUUUCCCUUUGGUUUUGGUCAAGAAUUGGGAACUAGAUGCAUAGUAGGAACGGUACUUACGCGUCUUUAAAAAUUUUAAAAUUUUCGUACAAUAUCAUGCUAUUUGUAUAAAUUAGUUAAUUUAUUAUUUGCUUGUUACAAGUAAUAGUUCACCAUAAUGAACAUUGUUAUUUGUUUAUCAUUACCGUAAUUGUGUCAAUUCAAAACUGUAAUUUUGUAUGUAUUGUGAUAUUUAUUAUGCUUAAAGCGGUACUAAUUAAGAAUAUGAAAACUACAUGAACUUAUUGUAUCUACUUGUUUUUUUUCUUUAAAAUCUACUUUAAAAAAAAAAGGUACAAACAAAAUAAAAAUGCGUUAUUCCAAUAACUUUGUAAGACUGACCGCAUAUUUUGUAAGAAUUUAUUUUUAGCAUUAUUUUUCUUUUCAAAAACCUUAUAUUUAUAAAUAUGUAUUGUACAGAUGUUUAAGAAUUUGUAAGUCUUGUGGUCGGAAUACAGUUAAUAUAUUUUC